Messenger RNA from Penicillium longicatenatum, 1059 nucleotides. RefSeq names its product RTA1 domain-containing protein. The record is from RefSeq and is a predicted model, not a curated record. Lineage: Eukaryota; Fungi; Ascomycota; Eurotiomycetes; Eurotiales; Aspergillaceae. The transcript has 4 exons. The coding region runs from base 1 to 1059 and encodes 352 amino acids. Gene Ontology annotation, cellular component: membrane.
AUGGCUACUUCAACGACUAGCCUCAUGGCAUCCACCACCACGGCAUCCGCCACAUCCACGGCGACAUGCAUCAACAUGGUGGCCGGUAAAAAUGGGUAUUUACCUCCAGAUGCAUGCGGAGUGAAACUUUACUAUGUCCCAUCUUUGGCUGCUGCCAUUCUGUUCUGCGUUCUUUUUGGAUUAACCACUUCGGCCCAUGUAGCCCAAGCGAUCAUACAUAAGAAAAAAUAUGCAUUGGUGAUUAUCUUGGGUGGCCUGUGGGAGCUCACUGCAUUCGUCUUCCGCUCAAUUCAAACCCACAAUCAAUCUUCUAACAUAAUCAACACUUUAUACACGAUGUUUUUCCUAUUAGCCCCAAUUUGGAUUAACGCUUUCCUUUACAUGACGCUUGGUCGCAUGAUCAACUUUUUUAUCCCCGACCAGAAGCUUCGGGGCAUCUCUGCACGCCGAUUUGGAAUGAUCUUUGUCUGUCUUGAUAUUUUUGCUUUCUUCGUUCAGAUGGUUGGCGCAGCUUUUACCACAGGCGAGAACACCAAAAAAGAUGUGGUCCUGUUAGGAAUCCACAUUUACAUGGGUGGCAUCGGACUUCAAGAGCUUUUCAUCAUUGGCUUUACCGUUUUGACGAUCCAACUUCACCUAACCAUGAUCGGAAUGGAGCGCAUGGGGUACCGUUCGGAGAAGAUGACCAACAGCCCAUUCCCGUGGCGAUACCUUUUCUACACCAUCUACUUUGCACUGGCAAUGAUCACAGUUCGUAUUAUCUUCCGCCUGGCUCAAUACGCCCAGGGCUACUCGACCACAAACCCUAUUCUGCUUCACGAGGUAUAUGAAUAUGUCUUUGAUGCUUCACCGAUGCUGCUGGCUCUCUUUGCUGUGAACUUCCUUCAUCCCGGUCGCGUACUCCAGGGAGAAGGUUCAAAGUUCAAGAAGAUCAGCCGUGCGGAGAAGAAACAACAAAAGAUUCUUAAAAAGAUGCAGAAGGAUCAGGCACACCAGAAGGAGGAGGCUAUGAGAAGCGUUGAAGAAUUUGAGAUGGGACCCACUCGUGCCUAUGUUUGA